AUGGGCUUCUCUCUUGCACCUCUCGCACAUCUCUUUAAAAUGUCAGACUCGGAUUCGGACACGGCAUCUCAACACGAUUCCCAUGCUUCUCCUGCUGUCCUUAUCAAAAAUAUCGUCAAGGACUUGUUUUCAUAUGACACGGUUAGACGUCGACGAAUCCUCGAGUUUUAUUUCGUGAAGGAUGCAAUUCUGACAACACCCCUGAUUGCUGCACAUGGUGUGGAUGCCAUAUCAAAUAUUGGCAGCAUUUGGCAGAACAUCAAUCGAAGCGAACCCACUAUCACCAACAUUGUGUUUGACGGUCGUACAGCCGUUGUCCAUUAUAUUCAGAAUAUAUCGCCCGCCGUACUACCCUCUCGUUACACCCUGCGUGUACCAGCCAUUACAACGUUACACUUUAAAGAGCAGGAUGGUCUGAUCAAGAUCUACAGGCAAGAUGAUAGCUGGACUAUGGAAGGCCUUAUGCAAUCGAUCCCUGGUGCUAACUUUUGGUAUAAUCGCAUCCUACGAGUAGCUAUGGGUAAAAUGGCAUCCAUGAUUGGCGAUACUUUCCAGGAUACCGCAUCAUGGCAACAACACAUGUAUUCGACCGCUUGGGAGGAACAAGAGGAAAUCGUUGUGGAUGAUAGUAAACACGCUUACUGGCAAAAGUUUGAGGAAGCCGAGGAAAAGAAACGAUCCACUACCAACGAGCUUGUGGAAGGCAUGAUUGUACUCGAGGACGCGUAA
This is a messenger RNA of Lichtheimia ornata, 729 nucleotides long. RefSeq lists its product as uncharacterized. Bases 1 to 729 code for a protein of 242 amino acids. NCBI's taxonomy places the organism in Eukaryota, Fungi, Mucoromycota, Mucoromycetes, Mucorales, Lichtheimiaceae. The record is from RefSeq and is a predicted model, not a curated record. The transcript has 5 exons.